Messenger RNA from Paramuricea clavata, 885 nucleotides. NCBI's taxonomy places the organism in Eukaryota, Metazoa, Cnidaria, Anthozoa, Malacalcyonacea, Plexauridae. The record is from the annotation of a GenBank genome assembly.
AUGCCGUCCACUGGUGUACAAGGCAAUCAAGUUUUAUUGUAUAUAUUUGGCAUCUUGGCGAUCGUUCUUAAUGGCGUUCUUUUAGCUUCAAUGUACAAAGAGAGAAAGAAGAUAUUUGUCACAAGAAUUUCGUUUCUUGUUGCCAACCUCGCUUUUGCAGAUUGUCUGAAUGGUUUAUUUCUCAUCAUACUAAGGCAGCCUAUCACAGAGAUCGAGUAUAAGAAUAACACUCGGUUACUUGUAGAACUUCCUUUGGUAUGGACUGCAUUUUGCGCAUCCUUACUCACUGUAAUCCUCAUGGCAGCGGAAAGAUUGCUUAUUGUCACGUUACCAAUGGAGUGGUCAACAUUAUUAACGAUCCCUCGUUCACUGCUUUGCAUUCUCGCUGUCUGGCUUCUCUCAAUCGGAUGUGGAGUUGCCAUUCACUACAAGCGAUACUACGCGCAGUUCGUGACAUGUUUAAUCGUGGAAAUCAGCUCUCUGUUCCUCAUUGCAACCCAUAUUUACAUUGUACGGAUGUUACAACGCAGAGAAAUACAACGUAUGGUCGUCAACAAAAACCCGUCCCAGGACUCCCCCUGUCUUCCAACACCUCCCAAUAAAAAUAAUGCUCACAGAAAAGUUACCGUGGUCGUCACCAUUCUCCUGUCCGUGAUGAUUAUCACGUGUGUGCCUUACUUUGCAUGCAUUCAGAUGUUUGUAAUUAAUAACACUUUUGAUAAAACUGUAGCAGAUAAAGUCAACUUAGAAGUAUAUCAUAUAGUACUUACAUACGCGUUUGCACUUCUUUAUGUGAAUUUCUUUAUGAAUCCCAUAAUUUAUGCUUGGCGUUUAAGAAUGUAUCGAAAGGCCUUUUACAGUCUAGUGGGACGAAGCUCGUCGUAA